GCACACUGGGAACUAAAUGAACUGGAGGUCUGACUGCGAGGGGAGGGGGCUCGAGAUGUAAGCAGUGAAGAGAUCUCGGGGUCUUGCACUGCGCCAUUCGGCUGCGGCACGCCUCAGUCCGCCGCAGCUGUAGCUGGGAGAGGCCUUGCCUUCGCCGCUCUCGUCCAGGUCUCCGCUGCUGCUGCCACCCCCGUUGCGAUCUCCUCGGCCCAGCCGCGCCCCGCCCCGCGCUCCUGCUGCCUUCACCGCUGCCAACACCUCAGCCAGAGCCUCCGCCGCCGACACCCAAGCAUCCGUGAGUCAUUUUCUGCCCAUCUGUGGGCGCGCGGUAGUCACCACCCUAAGAGGUGUGCAGGCUUGCAAAAUGGCAGAAGCGGAUCCUAACAGGGUCUUGGAACCUGCCGCCCAGGGGGUGGAUGAAGAGAUGGUGGCUAGCUCGUCUAGCGAUUCUGGGGAAGAAUCUGACAGCAGCAGCUCUAGCAGCAGCACUAGUUGCAGCAGCAGCAGCAGUAGUAGUGGCAGCAGCAGCAGCAGCAGUAGCUGCAGCCGCUUCUAUAGAAAGAAGAGGGUACCUGGGCCUUCCAGAAGUGCGCGGCGGGCUCCGUCGGGUAGAAGUUUCGUGGAUCAGCUGCCUCGGGCAGUUAGAAAUCGUGUACAGGCGCUCAGAAAUAUUCAAGAUGAAUGUGACAAGGUAGACGCCCUGUUCUUAAAGGCAAUUCACGAUCUCGAACGAAAAUAUGCCGAACUCAAUAGGCCUCUGUAUGAUCGGCGAUUUCGAAUCAUCAAUGCAGAAUAUGAGCCUACGGAAGAAGAAUGUGAAUGGAAUUCGGAGGAUGAGGUGUUCAGCAGUGAUGAGGAGGUGCAGGAAGAAGGCCCUAGUGAGAUGCCUGCCUUAGAGGGUGAGGAAGAAGAGGAUGACCCGAAAACAAAACCUGAGGUCAAGGCUGAAGAAAAUGCAGCUCCGAAAGAAAAUCCCAAGGCAAAGGCUGAAGAAAAAGAAGAGUCUAAAGAUGCUCUGGAGGCCAAGACUGAAGUAAAAGAGGAUCCGAAAGAAUCCCCCCAGGCAAAGGCAGAAGAUAAAGAGCAGCCUAAAGUAACAGAGGCUAAGGCAAGGGCUCCAGGAAAAGAGGCUCCUAAAAGAGUUCCUGAGGUCAGGCCUAAAGAAAGAGCUCUUAAAAGAGCUCGCAAGGGAAAGCCUAAAAGAGAAGAUCCUAAAGGCAUUCCCGACUAUUGGCUGACUGUCUUAAAGAAUGUUGACAAGCUGGGGCCCAUGAUUCAGAAGUAUGAUGAGCCCAUUCUGAAGUUCCUGUCCGAUGUUAGCCUGAAGUUCUCAAAACCUGGCCGGCCUAUAAGUUACACAUUUGAAUUUUGCUUUCUACCCAAUCCAUACUUCAAAAAUGAGGUGCUGACCAAGACAUAUAUAAUAAAGUCAAAGCCAGAUCACAAUGAUCCCUUCUUCUCUUGGGGCUGGGAAAUCCAAGAUUGCAAAGGCUGUAAGAUAGAUUGGAGAAGAGCAAAGGAUGUUACAGUGACAACCACCCGGAGUCGCACAACUGCUACUGGAGAAGUUGAAACCCAGCCAAGAGUGGUUCCUAAUGCAUCAUUCUUCAAUUUCUUUAGCCCUCCUGAGAUUCCUACAAUUGGAAAGCUUGAACCACGAGAAGAUGCUAUCCUUGAUGAGGACUUUGAAAUUGGUCAAAUUUUACAUGAUAAUGUCAUCCUGAAAUCAAUCUAUUACUAUACAGGAGAAGUCAAUGGUACCUAUGAUGUUGGUAAAGAUUGUAGAAACAGGAAAUAUCGAAAAUAAAAAAAA
This is a messenger RNA of Delphinapterus leucas (beluga whale), 1813 nucleotides long. The record is from RefSeq and is a predicted model, not a curated record. Lineage: Eukaryota; Metazoa; Chordata; Mammalia; Artiodactyla; Monodontidae.